CUGCUUUAGUUCGAGUCUUUUUUAUAACAUGUUUUGAUUUGAUUUAAUUUGAUGUGUGCACCUUAUUAAUACACUUGCAUACAAAUGGAUUCCAAAUCAAACAGUUAUGCAGAAAUGCAGAAGAGUUGUCAAUUAGAACUAGAAAAGUUAAAACUGGAAGAGGAAACGCUGGUUCAAGACUUAAAUAAUUUAUUUAGCCAAAAAACUUUCAUAGAAGAUAAAAUUAAAGGUCUAGCGAAACUAGUUCCUACGUUAAAAGUUAUAAAACAUGAAGCCCAAGAUCUUGUAAAUACAGUAAAUGAUAUAUCCGAAUCUUCUGAAAAAAUUAGUGGUAAAAUAAGAUCUUUGGAUGUAGCACGGAGUCGUGUAACUGAAUGUCAACAUCGUGUUAGUGAUUUAAUCGAUUUAGAGAUUUGUUCACAAGGUGUACAGGAAGCUAUAAUGGAUUCGAAUUAUGAAAAAGGUGCAGCACAUGUUCACAGAUUUUUGUCAAUGGAUCAGACAUUACUAAAAAGAACAGCAAAUGACAUGGAUACUAUAUCUAACAUGUUGCGCUCAGUAAGAACUUUGCAAGAUGCCACUAGCCAACUUAGAGCUAUCGUUGAACAUAAAUUUACGGAAGCUGUUAAUACCGAGGACUUAGUAUCAAUUGAAAGGUUCUUCAAAAUAUUUCCUCUCUUAGGAAUGCAUGAAGAAGGAAUUAAAGAAUUUUGUACGUACUUGAGAACCAAAAUAUCUGUGGUGGCAGAUAAAAAUUUAAAAUCAGCAAUAAGUGCUCCACUUUCUGACAAAAGACAUGGUGUGAUAUACGCAGACACCCUAACAUUACUAUUUGAAGGCUUGGCUCGAGUAAUAGACACACAUCAACCUCUCAUCGAAACUUAUUAUGGACCGGGAAGAUUGAUUUCUGCUGUAACGAUAUUACAAAAAGAAUGUGAUGUGCAGGUGAAAAGAGUGCUGCUUGAGUGGGCAAAGGCAAGGCAAGUUAAUAAAAAGAUGCAAACUAUCAAUGAUCUUUCAAGAAUGAGUUCAAGUUCCAGUUUUAGUAAAUUAGAAAAAAUUGAUCCCAAGGAUCUGGAUAUACUUAUCGGAGAGAUAACACUCAUGCAUUUCCGCAGUGAAUUGUACUUUAAAUUUAUUCAGAGAAAAAUUAUGGCUGAUGUGGAGGUGGGGAUACCUAAUGCAAAUGAAAAAGAAAAAACUUUGAAAUUGCUAGAGCAGCUAAUUAAAAAUAGUGACUUGAGUCAAACUAAACAUGAACUGCUGUCUCAUUACCUUAGAUUAGAACAAUACUUUAUGGAAGAAUCGGUGGCUAAAGCUGUAGCUAUGGAUACUUUAGAUCAGUCGCAACAAACCUCUAGUAUGGUUGAUGACACUUUCUUUAUUAUUAGAAAGUGCACAAGGAGGUCAAUAUCCACUGGAUCUUUAGAUGGUAUAUGCGUAAAUAUAAAUAACGCCUGUAGGGUAUUAGAGAGUGAUUUCUGUGAAAUUUUGAAAAGUAGGCUGAGGCAAGGGUAUCCCUCUGGUUAUUUGGACCUUACUCAAGCCUACAACGUGCUUCAAACUUCCAUACAACAAGGGAGACUCCAAUCUGGAGAUACUGAACAAUCUAGAACUGCUUUUAUUGUUGCUCUAAAUAAUGCAGAUAGUAGUACUGAAUACGUUGAUGCCCUAUGUGAGCAUGUCCUAAAGGAGAUAGAACAAGCUUUACCAAACAUGAAUAGUAAUGAAAGAGGCAAACUGGAAAGUUGCCUCUCAGGUUUAUCUUCCGUUACUACUAAUCUGAAAGCCAUAAUUGACUACGGCAUACAACAGUUAAGAUCAACUGCUAUAAAACCAAGAGUUAACCCUUGGGUCGACGCUUUCUUAAAUAUGAACCAUCAUCUUACAGAGGAUGAAUUAAAUGUAUAUGAAGCAGGUGAAUCGUUCGUCCAAAGUCUUAUUAUGAACCUAGAAACUCUACUUUCCUCAUUUAAAGACAUUUUGACAUCUUCUAAUUAUGAUUGCUUCACCCAAGUACUAACAACGGAAGUAACUCAGAGAUUUGAGAAAGUUAUAUUGAAAAGUACUUUUAAUAGGUUGGGAGGACUUGUGCUAGAUAAGGAAGUCAGAACGUUAGCAGGUUACAUAACAACUACGACUUCUUGGUCAGUAAGAGAUAAAUUCGCUAGAUUGACCCAAAUUGCAACCGUGCUUAAUUUGGAACAGUUAAGUGAGAUUCAUGACUACUGGGGUAAUCAUGAUAGUGCACUAACGUGGAGACUAACUCCAACAGAGUUGAAAGGUGUUUUGGCUUUGAGGACGGAUUUUAAAGGGGAUGAAAUUAGGAGGCUAAAGCUUUAAGUAUUGUUAAUUUGUAUUUAAAUAUACAGGUUGGUCCGAAAAUUAAUAAAAAAAAAAUUAGGGGUGAUGGAACAUCAAAAGCUAAGACUGUUUUUGGAUAUGGACCACCAUCUUUUGUUUUUUAGAUACCUACAAGUUACCUCGGUAAUUUUGCUUCCUUAAACAGUUAUGGACCUUCAUGGAAAUGAAAUAAAAAAAUUUUUAAAAGAUAUGUAUAGUAAAGCAAUUUGAUUCACAUUAAUCUAUUUCCAUUCAAUGAAGCUAUUCUUGAAAUAUAACCCACAUUUCCAGACAUCCUGUACAUUAAGGAACACAAGAUGACUGAUUUUGGGACAGUCAGUUGUUUUAUUUUUCAAAAACAAGUGAAUUUUUUGUGUAAAAUUAAACUGUAUGGCAUACACAAAAAACUUUACUUCAAAAAGGUUUUGUCACUGGAAGAGAUAGCAGCUAACGACUUCUCUAGUGGAUGGUAAAAAACUAAUGCAACACUAACAUAUUUAACACCCUCAAAAACUUACCUCUAUUAAGUUUCAGUGCACACUUUGUUUUUUGGAAAUAAGGGUGGCUAAAAUUUGAUUAUAAAAAAUUAUCUUUGAGGCCCUUUAUCUCAUAAACAAAAAAUGAUAGGUUCACAGGAAAAAUUCAUCUUAUUAUUUUGAUCUUAUCACCUUCUACCUUUUUCUGUCAUUUGCAGAGCAGCAUGUACAUAUAAUUUAUAUUUUCUUUUAUUAAUUAAAAAUAAAUACUGUU
Messenger RNA from Anoplophora glabripennis (Asian longhorned beetle), 3093 nucleotides. It is a transcript of the gene Cog4, whose product is annotated as conserved oligomeric Golgi complex subunit 4. The coding region runs from base 85 to 2343 and encodes 752 amino acids. Lineage: Eukaryota; Metazoa; Arthropoda; Insecta; Coleoptera; Cerambycidae. The record is from RefSeq and is a predicted model, not a curated record. The transcript is spliced from 9 exons.